GGGGAAUUGGGCAUGCAGCAAAUGAACAAAGCCGCAGCUCCAUGGCUCAGAAUCUAUGGAAUCACACUGGAAUAUGCAUGCCUUUUCCCUAUAUAAAAUAGUAAAAUACGUAUUUCAAUAUAAUAAGUACACCAUUGUCACUCUCUGUGGAAGAGCACAAUAACAUCGACAACCUCACCAUCCAUCGAUGUCACAUAUUCACAUCAUUCUCACGAAUCACGGCCUAAUUAGAAAGUCCAAUUCCAAAGCUUCCCAAUACUCCGAAACCCAGCUCAGCAUAUGGCCUUGAUUGGGUUCUCACUUCACUCACAAUUUCUCUGCUCCAACCCCAGGACCUCAAAGCCCAGAAGAAUCAGACCCAGCUCGCCGUCGGGCUCCGCCGUGGUGAAAAUGGCGGUGGCGACACCCACGACCUUUGGGUUCAAGAAUUUGAUAGAGACGUUCACGGUGGAUGUGCAGAGAGCGGAGGGGAGGCCCUUGAAUGUGCCCUUGAUCGCCCCUUUUACUAUUGCAUCGUCGAGGCUGGAGAGGGUGGAGAACGUGGCGAUUAGAAUUGAGUUGAAGAAUGGGUGUGUGGGGUGGGGUGAGGGCCCGAUUCUGCCGUUUGUGACUGCGGAGAAUCAGGCGACAGCGAUGGCUAAGGCGGCGGAGGUUUGCGAGGUUCUGCGGCGGAGACCGGCGAUGACUCUGGGUAUGUUGUUGGGUGAGAUUGGUGAGGCUGUUCCUGGUCAUGAAUUUGCUUCUGUUAGGGCGGGAGUUGAGAUGGCAUUGAUUGAUGCAGUUGCUAAUAGCAUGGGCAUCCCUUUGUGGAGACUAUUUGGUGGAGUGUCAAAUGCCAUAACUACUGAUAUAACAAUUCCAAUUGUUUCCCCUGCUGAUGCUGCUGAAUUGGCUACAAAGUAUCGCAAACAAGGAUUCAAGACCUUGAAGCUUAAGGUGGGAAAGAAUCUGAAUGCAGACAUAGAAGUUCUUCAAGCCAUUCGUGUGGCACACCCUGAUUGCUUAUUUAUCUUGGAUGCUAAUGAAGGAUACACUCCAAAGGAAGCCAUUGAAGUUCUUGAAAAGCUACAUGGUAAAGAAAUGGGAGUGACUCCUGUUCUAUUUGAACAACCUGUUCAUAGGGAUGAUUGGGAAGGUCUUGGUCAUGUUAGUAAUGUUGCAAGAGACAAAUAUGGGGUAUCUGUUGCCGCUGAUGAGAGCUGCCGGAGUUUACUUGAUGUUAAGAAAAUAGUGGAAGGAAACCUUGCAAAUGUCAUUAAUAUUAAACUAGCAAAAGUUGGGGUCCUUGGGGCCCUUGAAAUUAUUGAUGCAGCAAGAGCAGCGGGGCUUGAUCUAAUGAUAGGUGGCAUGGUUGAAACUAGAUUAGCGAUGGGCUUUGCUGGCCAUCUUGCUGCUGGCCUUGGGUGUUUCAAAUUCAUUGACCUAGAUACACCUCUUUUGCUGUCAGAAGAUCCCGUUCAGGAGGGAUAUGAUGUCUCGGGUGCUGUUUACAAGUUCACAAAUGCCAGAGGCCAUGGUGGUUUCCUUCAUUGGGAUAAUAUUGCCUAAAAUUAAACUUUGGUUGCUUCCACAACUUCAAAACUCUGAGCAACAGCAGAUCUUAUUAGAUCCUCUUAGUUGUCAAUUAUGCUUCCUUUUUUUAAUAAGACUUUGAGGUAGGCCUUGGGUUUACAAAUGGAGAAACAGAGAAGUGGUGCCUGCUUGGGUAAGUAUGCUUCCAGGUGAGAUGUUCGGUAGCAGUGAUUGUGACAUUCAUAAGAUGGAAUUUCCUUGGGUCAUGUACACAAUUAGAGGCUUUGUCUUCACCAUGUUAUUAGGAGCAGUCUGAACUCAAUUUUUUCUAAUUCUUCCUUGUUAGCCAGUCAUUGUGUCUAGAUCAAUGGUUAUGAAUGAUUUUAAUUCUCUGUACUAUAUAUUUUCAAUUAUCCUUUUCAAAUACCGUUAUAAUUCUGA
This is a messenger RNA of Vitis riparia (riverbank grape), 1953 nucleotides long. RefSeq names its product L-Ala-D/L-amino acid epimerase. Gene Ontology annotation, molecular function: racemase and epimerase activity, acting on amino acids and derivatives. NCBI's taxonomy places the organism in Eukaryota, Viridiplantae, Streptophyta, Magnoliopsida, Vitales, Vitaceae. The coding region runs from base 280 to 1548 and encodes 422 amino acids. The record is from RefSeq and is a predicted model, not a curated record. The transcript has 7 exons.